GGAGGCUGUGACUGCGUCUUCGGCUGCUAGCCUUCGUAUCCAGCAGAAUGGCUCUGGAGACAGUGCCGAAGGACCUGCGGCAUCUGCGGGCUUGUUUGCUGUGUUCGCUAGUCAAGACUAUAGACCAGUUUGAAUAUGAUGGUUGUGAUAACUGCGAUGCAUACCUACAAAUGAAAGGUAACAGAGAGAUGGUAUAUGACUGCACCAGCUCUUCCUUUGAUGGAAUCAUUGCAAUGAUGAGUCCAGAGGAUAGCUGGGUCUCCAAAUGGCAGCGAGUCAGUAACUUUAAGCCAGGUGUGUACGCUGUGUCAGUAACUGGUCGCCUGCCUCAAGGAAUCGUGCGGGAGCUCAAAAGUCGAGGAGUGGCCUACAAAUCCAGAGACACAGCUAUAAAGACUUAACAAGAUACAGGACUGCCAGUGUCUUCGCUCUUCACUUUUCUACCUCUGCUAAUUUUUUUUCUUGUGGAACUAAACAAGCAGAACUUCAAAUAAUCCCUGCCCUCCAACUCUUAAGAGGCAGCAGACUUGGGAGAACAGCGCAUUGUUUUCAUUUUUUUAGAACAACACAUUGUGUCCCUGGGCCAUUUCACCUUCUUUGGACUACUGGUGGAAGUGGGAGGGCUUGGGUUGGUAGAGUCUCAGGAACUAAAUUGAGGAAAGAGUAAGAUGCUGGUUUUUCUACCCAUAGAAGAGCUGUGCCCCAGGACUCUGGGUCACAUGCUAAUAACAUGAACCCCUAGAAAAUUCUUAACCAUAACACAUGCCGUUCCUUCCUCUCCCUUUUUCUUAGCUAGGCCCAGUAAGGGCUCACUUGCUCUGUAAGCACUAUGCCAGCACAGCAGAGGCCUUUCUGUGCUCUGUAGCCUGUAUGAAGCCAGGGAUGCUUUCCAAAUGAGGGUGCUUUCUUGGGUCUCAUUGAAAGAUCUGCAGUCCUGAGGCAAGGUUGCCCCUCAGUGUGAUGAUAGUCCACUGUCUACUGGUUGUAGCCUUCUGUCUUCUGGACUUAGUAUAGCAGUCUCCCUUGAAGAUAACCUGAGGUUUUUUAGUGCCCUUUGCUACUUGACCCUGUUUAGUACAGUAUUUCCUUCGUUGUAUUUUCUUUUUACUGCUCUUCAUACACUUGGCCAAUCUUGCCCACCUUUUACAUUUGCCUAACUGGUCUUGUUUCGGAUUGUUUGUGCUUCCAUAGGAAGUGGGCUGUUAGUUUUCCUCUGGCAUAGUAGGGGACCUUGGGUAAUGUCACAUUGGCCAAAGUAAGCUGUUUUAGGAUAAAAAAUUUAUCAUAAAUUCUCAUAUACUUAAAUUUG
Molecule: messenger RNA, 1309 nt
Organism: Castor canadensis (American beaver)
Lineage: Eukaryota; Metazoa; Chordata; Mammalia; Rodentia; Castoridae
Product: transcription elongation factor SPT4-A
Biological process (GO): transcription elongation-coupled chromatin remodeling; regulation of DNA-templated transcription; transcription elongation by RNA polymerase II
Cellular component (GO): nucleus; DSIF complex
Molecular function (GO): RNA polymerase II complex binding; zinc ion binding
Source: RefSeq, a predicted model, not a curated record